Messenger RNA from Lactuca saligna, 375 nucleotides. The record is from the annotation of a GenBank genome assembly. Lineage: Eukaryota; Viridiplantae; Streptophyta; Magnoliopsida; Asterales; Asteraceae.
AUGUAUGCCGACGUGCCCUCUGACAGCAGGCUCAUACGGACGAUCAAGGAAUUCAGGGCAACUGGUCCUAGGGAACUUACACCGGAUAUGCUCAGGUCCAUCCACGAUGCAGACAAACCGGUGCCCAGGGGCAAAAAGGCGGACAAAGGGAAGCAAGCGACCAAAGCUCCUAAGGGUCCUUCUCCCAAGAAGAGGAAACAGACAAAGGCUACACAAUCACCACAGCCGAAGAGGAGGAAGACACAACCGAAGCGCAAGCUUGUUAUUCCCUCUUCUUCAAGUAACUCAGAAUAUGAGCAUUCGGGUUCGGAUUGGCUCUCAAGGAGGCGAAACCCCUCAAAGAGGCAACACUCCACCUCGCUCACCUACCCCUGA